Paramisgurnus dabryanus is the source of this 4755-nucleotide messenger RNA. The record is from RefSeq and is a predicted model, not a curated record. NCBI's taxonomy places the organism in Eukaryota, Metazoa, Chordata, Actinopteri, Cypriniformes, Cobitidae.
AACUUGUUGUUGAGGUUAAACCAGAGCAGAUAAAUACAACAAUGAAACGAUUGUUUGUUAAAGGAACAUGCAACUAUACACUACACACAAUCUACCAUAGCACCUUAUCAUGGUCAAUGUAUCAAACAGCGGUCUAUCUAUCUAUCAGUAGGCUAUUGAACUAUUCAGUGCUUUUCAUGUUACGUUUCCAGGCUUCUUCACAGGGAAAUAACUUUAUAGUGAAGGAGAAACCUACAAAACGGUAUUAAACAAGCCAAUAGGCUCUGUGCACGUAACUAAAGAGUUCUACUUCUGCCACGUUGAGUGUACGGUCAACCACUUCUGGUUUCAAGAUAUGAAAUAAGGAAAAUAUGAAUCGGCGCUUUUUACACACAAAGUCUGCAAGAUCUACCAAAGUUAACAAUCACAGAUGAACACCGGCUAGUACAAGCUGCAUCUCAGCCCCGAGGAGCAAAAGGGAAAAGGAUUAUAAGAUGUAUAUAUUAAGUUACAUCGACAACUACUGUAUGAAGGCUAUUUGAUCCAGCAUACUAUGCAUAACAUGAAUGAUGUCCAAACCCUCACAGUUUCAAACAAAGAUUCAUAAGGGAGGGUGAGCGUCAGGGCUGCUACAGAAAGGGCGAGAACCUUCGAGUGGGAAGUAAAAAAUAAGAAGUGUUCAUCAUUUCAAAGCCUUAAUCAGGUUUAUGUUCUAUAGUUUUGAAGGGAGAUAACAUUGACCUGUAACGUAGGAUUCAAUUAAGCCUAUCUGGCUGGUGUUUUGCAACAGGUUGCAUGUAUUGUAACAUUUGCAAAUCAAAUGUUAACAUUAGCAGCUACUUGUGUGUAGUAUGACAUGACUAGGUUAUUUCUUUUAUUUUCCCGUUUUGCAACCCUGUGAUGUAAAAUGACGAAUAAAUUACUGUUACGUUCCCAUGAAACGUAUAUUUUUGUGUUAUUCUUGUUUAUUGGUUUUGUAGUUGUUUUGUGCAUAGAGUUGUACUUUUUGUUACUUGCCUGUCCUUUUCUUCAGUGACUCCCAUUAGGAGGGAGAAAAGUAAGAGCAAGAGAGAAUGCGUUCUCCUACGGCCUGAUUGCGCACACCACCUGAUUGCUCACAUCACCUGCAGCUCAUCACAACACUACAAGCUGCCUAUAAAAGACUGUGUUCGAGUCCAGAGGAGAGAGUGAGCUUGUUGGAGACCUGUGUUGCUGCUUAUUGUUAAACUGUUGGCUUUGAAUAUAAUUUUGGGUGUUAAGCAACUAAAGUUGUAAGAGUUGCAGAAAGGCUAGUUGAAGCCUAAAUUGAAACCUUAUUUUGUUGGUGAACUUUCUCUUUGUGUUCCUGGAAGCCUGUAGGGAGGUGGGUGCCCACUUUUUACUUUUUGUAUCAUAUUUUCUCCUGUUUUUCAAUAGGUAGGGAGGAAGGGUAUUUUUGAUGUCUUUUAUUUUGACCUUUUUGUCUGGCAGUUUAAGUAGAUUUAAUACCCCUAGGUAGAGGGCUUUAUGUUUGUUAUUUUGGGCACAUACCACUCCUGAUGCUUUUUGUUUUGCUUCCGCUGUUUCUGUUACCCCUUUUUGACUUGAAAAGAGCAGAGUUUAAACUCUAAAUAAAAUGCUCAUUUUCUUUUCCAACUGGUUGUUCGUCUUAAUUAUUUUAUUUUAACUCUUUAGUUUACUCAUUCAACUGUUACAUUAAACAUCCCUUAGACUUAAAGCCUAACGUUAAGGAAGAACGUAACAGUUUUGGGGGCUCGUCUUAAAGUUAAAAUCUUAUCCUAACAGUUUUUUUGGGCUUAUCCUAACAGUUUUGUGAGUUACAUUUGUGAAUCUGUAAAGUUUUUUUGAAAGGGGGAAAUUCAUUGUUUUUCACAUUGUGUAUCUGUGUGUAUUCCAAAGAAAAUUAGCUUUGGCUAUUUUCCUUUUUUGUUAAGGGAGGAGAGAAUAUACCUUUAAAUGGAAUUUGAUUUGGUUCAGUUUACCCUAGCUCCUACGGCUGAAGUUUUUAAUCAAUGCCGUAAGAAAGAUUUAUUGUUGUUAGCUGAUUUCUUUGAUAUAUCAGUUGUUAAAACCUCUGCAAAGCAAGCUAUUAAAGAGGAGCUGUAUGGUAAACUGGUUGAAAUGGGUAUAUUGCCAGCUGAGUCCCAGGGAGAGGAUGAUGCGGACGGCGAAACUAGUUCAUUAGGCUGUCCCCCUGUUAUGGAUCCUACGUUAGCUGUAAAGUUAAAGGAACUUGAGCUAGCCAUUAAACGGCAAGAACAUGAAUCCCAGAUUGUUGAUCUCCGCAAAACGGAAGUAGAUCUCAAAUUGCGAACUCUAGAACUGGAGGCAGAGUCUUUACGACGACUACCUGUUCCUGCCCCAAAUCUUCCCUCACCUGUGUUUCCUAGUACUCCGGUAGAUGAUAGCACUACUAAUUUUGGAGCUCCUGUUGGAAAUCAGGUUAACUUUGAUGCCGCUAGGUAUAUUAAAUUGGUACCUCAAUUCAGAGAAACUGAGGUGGACACCUAUUUUGUGGCCUUUGAGCGCAUUGCCACAAAGCUAGGAUGGCCAAAGGAUAUGUGGGGCUUAUUACUCCAGUGUAACUUUGUUGGAAAGGCUCAAGAGGUAUGCUCCGCGUUAUCUAUUGAACAGUCGUUGGACUAUGAGGUAUUAAAAGCUGCCGUGUUGCGUGCUUAUGAACUUGUACCUGAGGCAUAUCGACAGCGUUUUCGUGGGACUGUUAAAGCAGCAAGGCAGACUUUUGUAGAGUUUGCACGGGAGAAGAAACAGCUGUUUGAUAAGUGGGUUCUAGCUAGUAAGGUUACUGACUUUGUGCAGCUACAGGAACUUAUCCUGCUUGAGGAAUUUAAAAAUUGUAUCCCAGAAAGCAUUGUGAUGCAUAUAAAUGAGCAGAAGAUAUGUUCUCUUUCAGAUGCUGCAGUGGUAGCUGAUGAAUUUGCUCUUACACAUAGAACCUUAUUUUCUACUUCACGUCAGAUGAAACGCAGAAAUUUCAAUGAUCAGUCUGAGAAACCUGUAUCUUCCAGCAGAGGUGAAAAAGAUCAGCCUAAACAUUCUGAGAGCAGAAGAGUAUGUUUUUACUGUUUAGAUCCAGGUCACCUGAUAACAAACUGUAAGGCAUGGAAACAGAAAUCUGCACUAGAAAAAUCUAAGAGCGUAGCUUUUGCAGUUACAACUAAAUCUGCAUCUCAAAGCGUAUUUCCACAACUUGAAAGUUCUAGUUUUCAACCCUUCCUACUAACUGGUUCUGUGUCUCUUUCAGGCGACUCACCUGACUUCCCUAUAUCUAUUUUGAGAGACACAGGUGCGGCGCAGUCCUUCAUUCUGGCUGAUGCCUUGCCUUUCUCUUCAAAGUCAUACUCUGGUGUGGAUGUGUUGGUCCGCGGUAUUGAGUUGGGCUGUAUAAAAGUCCCUUUGCAUAAUGUGUACCUGAAGUCUAAUCUGAUCACCGGUCCAGUUCAGCUAGCAGUGAGGAAGGAACUACCUGUUGAAGGCAUUAAGGUAAUACUCGGCAAUGACUUGGCGGGAGGUAAAGUCUUUUCUUGCCCUAUUGUUAUGGAUGUACCCGACACCUUAAAACAUGCAGAUGUGGCUACGUGUUUUCCUACUGUCUUCCCUGGCUGUGCUGUUACCCGAGCUCAGGCUCGAAAAUUUAAUGAUGUUGUGAAUCUUGCAGAUUCCUUUUUGAAUCAUGAUUCGGACGCUACGGAGUGUUCCCUGACUAUUGAACCUGUGCCAUGUUCUUCGGAAAGUGAUGAAACUAGGUUAGAAGAGGCAUUUUCAUUGACUGGUAAAUUGGGCCUCAUUGCAGCUCAGAAAGCUGAUUCAUCCUUAAGGGCAUGUUGUGAUGCUGCUGUUACUAGUGUGGAGCAGACUGCUAACGAACAGGUAGCUUAUUAUUGGAAAGAUGGCGUUCUUAUGCGAAGCUGGAGACCUCCAGGAGGUGAGAAAGUUUUAACAGUUCAUCAACUUGUACUACCCUCUGCUUAUCGUCCCCAGGUCUUAAAGCUGGCACACGAGCAUCCAUUCUCUGCCCACCUAGGUAUCACUAAAACAUACAGGCGCAUCUUAAAGCAUUUCUACUGGCCUGGCCUAAGAGGCAGUGUAGUGAAAUACUGUCGUGCUUGUCAUGAUUGCCAACUGUCAGGUAAACCAAACCAGACCAUUCCUCCUGCUCCACUACAUCCAAUACCAAUAAUGGGUGAGCCUUUUGAACGCAUAAUUUUGGACUGCGUUGGUCCAUUGCCUAAGGCAAAAUCUGGUCAUCAGUAUCUUCUGACCUUAAUGUGUACAGCUACUCGUUUUCCCGAGGCUAUUCCGCUGCGCUCACUGAAAGCCAGCUUGAUAGUUAAAGAGGUCAUUAAGUUCCGUUCCACUUUUGGGUUACCGAGGACAGUUCAGACAGAUCAAGGUACUAACUUUACCUCUAAACUUUUUGUACAGGUUAUGAAAGAGUUAGGAGUUGGUCAUCAAAAAUCCAGUGCAUAUCACCCUGAAUCUCAAGGAGCCUUGGAACGUUUCCAUCAAACCCUGAAGUCGAUGCUUAGAACGUACUGUGUGAGUACGGGCAAAGACUGGGUGGAAGGUUUGCCUUUCCUACUUUUUGCUAUAAGAGAAACUGUACAGGAGUCUUUAGGAUUUAGUCCGGCCGAACUAGUAUUUGGUCAUACGGUUCGUGGCCCCCUUACACUUCUUUAUGAACACUUGAUGUCUACUACCCCUGCUGCUACCAAUGAUUUGAUAAGAAAAGCUCUAAACGCUGUUUCGAAGUAG